This is a messenger RNA of Saxophila tyrrhenica, 615 nucleotides long. RefSeq lists its product as uncharacterized. The coding region runs from base 1 to 615 and encodes 204 amino acids. The record is from RefSeq and is a predicted model, not a curated record. Lineage: Eukaryota; Fungi; Ascomycota; Dothideomycetes; Mycosphaerellales; Extremaceae. The transcript is spliced from 4 exons.
AUGCUCGUCACCCUCUUCGUCACCAGUCUGCUGGGCGCAGCUGCCGCUGCCGCCGCCGCCGCCCAGUCCAGCCCACAGGUGGACAAAGAUGUCACCGCCAAAUUCGACGAUCGCACCGGUCUCCCGACACUCGGAUCGACGGUGGGCAUUUACCAAGGCCUGCAGUUCAAGAACUUCGACGUCGUGCUUGAGUCGCUCCCGGUGGUCAACGGCCAGGUCACUGGAGUAACCCCUCAGAGCAAGGCCAAUGCCGCAGGUUUUGGCACCGUGACCAGCACGCUGCAGGGCCCAAGCUCCCUCCUCGCGCAGUACCCUGGCAGCACCACGAACAGUUUCGAUCUCAAUGCUUUCUUCUUCGGAUGCAUCCUCAAUGGACUCAACACUGAAGCUACCACACCCAUCUCAUGCGACGUGAUCGUGAGAGGGUUUCGAGGAGCCAGGCGUGUUGCCACGUCCAAGUUCGAAUUCAAGGCCACUCCUCCAGUGCAACCGAUGAAGAAGGUGACAUUGAACUCACGCUUCGAACGCGUGGACCGUGUCACUUUCGAGUUGGAUGCCGGCGCCUUGACCGUCUUCCUUGCGGACAACUUCCAGUACACCCUUCAUCAGACGUAG